AUGGCCCCGUCCGUUCUUAUCGUGUGUCUGGGGAACAUAUGUCGCUCUCCCAUGGGCGAAGCCGUUCUAAGGCAUGUAGCAAAGGAACGCGGGAUUGAUCUCACCGUAGACUCGGCGGGCACUUCGCGUUACCACAUCGGCGAGGGUCCUGACUACCGCACUGUAGAAGUGUGUCGCGAACAUCUUGUACCAAUCCGGCACUCCGCACAACAAGUCACAGCAGAGGACUUUCGCAAAUUCACGCAUAUCCUCGCCGCUGAUGAAGCGAAUCUGCGCAGUCUCGAGCAGAAGAAGCCGCGCGAUGCGACGGCCGAGGUGAAGCUUUGGGGCUCGUACCUUGACAAUAAGCCUAUCGGAGACCCGUACUAUGGCGGCAUGAAAGAUUUUGAGGAAUGUUACCAGCAAUGCGUGAACUUGUCAAACGCAUUCCUGGACAAGGUCAUCGGAAAGUAG
This is a messenger RNA of Postia placenta MAD-698-R-SB12, 453 nucleotides long. RefSeq lists its product as hypothetical. Lineage: Eukaryota; Fungi; Basidiomycota; Agaricomycetes; Polyporales; Adustoporiaceae. The transcript has 4 exons. Gene Ontology annotation, molecular function: non-membrane spanning protein tyrosine phosphatase activity; acid phosphatase activity. Bases 1 to 453 code for a protein of 150 amino acids. The record is from RefSeq and is a predicted model, not a curated record. Gene Ontology annotation, cellular component: cytoplasm. Gene Ontology annotation, biological process: protein dephosphorylation.